Messenger RNA from Symbiodinium sp. CCMP2456, 717 nucleotides. Lineage: Eukaryota; Dinophyceae; Suessiales; Symbiodiniaceae. The record is from the annotation of a GenBank genome assembly.
AUGCCGGGCCACCACCAUUUCUUCUGUGCCGAAUGGCGCCGUUUGCGCAAGGUUGUGGUCAUCGAGGACGAGGUGCUCUUCGAUCUCGUGGCCGGGGCACGAAGCCCGGAGGAGGUGCUGCUGGACUUCAGCACCGAGUUCACCAAGCAGAACAGCUUGCAGGGUUGGAGGGUGGAGGUCGACGAGGACCUCUUCAACCACAUCAACGAGCUCGACGAAGCCGAUCGUGCAGAUGGCUCCGCUAGUGGGUUGCCACGCGGAAGGAGCACGUUAUCCCGGGAAGCUACGAAGAACCUGGGUCGAGGUCGGUCCGCCUCGCCGCGGUCGGGCUCCCCGCUGCCCCGUGGUGCAUCCCGGCGCCUGCAAGCUUGCAGGGCAUUGUCUCCGAGCCGUGCGGCCGCCACUCGCACACCGACACCCGCCCAACGGUCGCCGUUGCAGCGUGUGGCGACAUCGACCACGAAUCUGGUCAUCGGCGCAGCUGCGACGACUGGCAGUGGGCCAUCGAGGCCUAUGCUCUUCAUCAACGAGCAGCACCCGCUUGCACACCUUCCAGAUCCCCUCGGUCGCGACGACUUCGUUGUCGAACUUCGAAGGCGGCUGCGUGUCCCUCGGCUGUUUGGCAAAGAGGCCCGCGAGCACGGCGAGCGUGCAGGAGGCGCCGGCUUGGGCCAGGGCGAGCCGAUGUUGACGGUGGAGGACAGAUUGGUUCCCUGA